Messenger RNA from Apis cerana (Asiatic honeybee), 8994 nucleotides. RefSeq names its product HEAT repeat-containing protein 5B. Gene Ontology annotation, biological process: endocytosis; intracellular protein localization; retrograde transport, endosome to Golgi. Lineage: Eukaryota; Metazoa; Arthropoda; Insecta; Hymenoptera; Apidae. Gene Ontology annotation, cellular component: Golgi apparatus; endocytic vesicle; membrane. The record is from RefSeq and is a predicted model, not a curated record.
GAACCAGAUGAUUACCGAUCUACCUUAACCUAAAUCAAGUUAAGAUUUGUCAAUUACGUGGAUAAAUUGUUCCGUAUUGUAGUAGUUUAUAGUGUUAACACAUAUUAAAUAUCAAAAUACAUGUCAUUUAUAAAAUGAUUUCCUAUUUUAUCCUAUUUUUUAAUAUAAAACAUAAAUAAAUACGAAUACUAAUAGUUUGACGUUACUAAUUCAAGCGAUUUCGAAUAUAUAAAAUAAUAUAUAAAAUAACUAGAAAAUUAUGAUACUUUUUGUUUAUUAAUAAAAUAUAGACUUUCUGAAAAAAAAUAAGAAAUAUUAAAAUUUAUUCUAUUGAAAUGAUGAUGGAGUUGAGUCAUAGUUUGACUCUCAAUGAGGAUGCCCUUAAUCAAAUCCCAGAGGCCAAGAGACCAAUUUUUAUAUUUGAAUGGUUACGUUUCUUGGAUAAAGUUUUAAUAGCUGCACAAAAGAGCGAUAUUAAAGGAUGUCAACAAAAAUUAGUAGAACAAUUAACUAAACAUAUGCAAGGAUCUCCUGGACCUCCUACAAGAAGACUUAUUGCAAGAUGUCUUGCAACUUUAUUUAGUGUUGGUGAUACAUUUUUGCUUUUUGAUACUGUUAAUAAAUGUAAUGAUAUUCUCAGAAAUAAAGAUGAUUCACCGAGUUUUCUUCCAACAAAGUUAGCUGCUAUAUGUUGUGUGGGAUGUAUGUAUGAAAAAUUAGGAAGAAUGAUGGGUAGAUCAUAUGAAGAAACUGUACAGAUUUUAAUAAAAUCUUUACGUUCCGCAGAAUCACAGACACGAAUAGAAAUUAUGUAUACUUUAGAGAAGGUUUGUGCAGGCAUGGGAUCUGCAAUUACAAAUGUACAUAAAGAAAUAUAUAAAGUUUCUAAACAUUAUCUUACAGACAGAGUAAUGGCUGUAAGAUGUGCUGCUGCAAAGUGUUUAUUAGAAAUGUUAAAUCAUGCAUCAUUUUUAUAUACAACUGAAAUAGAAAGCGUUGCUACACUCUGUUUUCGAGCAUUUGAAGGUUCAAAUUAUGAAGUAAGAUGUGCUAUUGCAAAAUUACUUGGCACAUUAGUAGCAAUGACACAACUACCAACUCCAAAAGGAAAAAAUCCUUCAGUUACCCAAAAUAAAAAUAAUAAACAAAUCUCACUUGAUGAAGUAUUGAAUAUUUUAAUGUCUGGAUUUUUAAGAGGUGGAGUAGGCUUUUUAAAAGGAACUGGAGAGAUAAUAAAAGGAAAUUCUAGUGUAAAUAGAGAAGUUCGAGUUGGAGUCACACAUGCAUAUGUUGUAUUUGUUCAAAUGUUAGGAGGAUCAUGGCUUGAACGUAAUGUUGGUACAUUAAUUGCACAUGUACUUGAUCUUGUAACAAAUCCAAAAGCAGCAAGUUCACAUGUUGAUGCUGUUUAUUCUAGAAAAUGUGUUAACUUUAUAUUACAUGGUACUGUAGGAAAAUUAUUGGGUGAAGGAGCUCAAGCUGCUGCAUGUAAAGAAAUAGCACAUAUUAUUUUGAAACAAAUGAAUUCUAUUGAUUUUAGUCCAGAAAAUGCAAAAGAUUGUAAUCAAGAGACAUUAUUUAGUCAACAUUUAUUAGUAUGUGCAUUACAAGAAAUGGGAAACUUGAUCUUGGGUUUAGGUACAACAGCUUGUAAUUUAUUGUCUGAUCAAUCUUUGAAUUUAAUUGAUACAAUUAUGGCCGUUUUGGUUCAUCCAUGCCAAGCAGCUAGACUUGCAGCUUCUUGGUGUCUACGUUGCAUUUGUGUAGCAGUUCCAAGUCAAAUAACACCUCUGAUUGAUCGUUGUGUUGAUGGAAUUGAAAAUAUGCGUAGUUCACCAGAAGCAAUAGCUGGAUAUAGCAGUGCAUUAGCUGCUGUUCUCGGUAGUGUUCGUUUAUCACCACUUGGCGUUCCGCAUACAAAAGGAAAAAUUAUUUUUAAUACUGCAGAAGAACUUUUGAGAAGUGCAAGUCAAAACAGUCGUUUAUCGUUAAAUAGAACACAUGCUGGAUGGCUUUUAAUUGGAGCUAUAAUGACUCUUGGAACAGCAGUAGUAAAAGGAUUAUUACCUAGAAUGUUAUUAUUAUGGAGAAAUUCUUUUCCUCGUUCAAAUAAGGAAUUGGAAAGUGAAAAAGCUAGAGGUGAUGCUUUCACAUGGCAAGUAACUUUAGAAGGUCGAGCUGGUGCAUUAUCUGCAAUGCAUAGUUUCUUAUUACAUUGCCCAGAACUUUUAAAUGAUGAUAUUACAAGACGACUUCUAACACCAAUUGAAUCUGCAUUGGCAAUGUUAACAAAUUUAUCACCUGUACUAAAAAAUUAUGGUCAACAAUUAAAAGCUCCAGCUGCCAUGGUUCGUUUACGUUUAUAUGAAACAUUAUUAUUAUUACCACCUCAAACUUUUGAAGGUUCUUAUACGCAUCUUUUAAGAAUGUUGGUAUCAGAGUUUACAUUAACUGAAAAUCCCGGAAAUACUACAACUUCAUUAUUACGUGCUGUUUGUCAUGCUAAUGAUUCUGUAAUUCUUGGUACAUGGUUACAAGAAACUGAUCAUCGUACAAUAGAAGAUCAGAUGGAACCAAACAGAAGGGCAGAUUUGGAACAUUUACAACCAAAUAGUGCUGCAGGAUCUGGAGCUUUGGAACAUAAUCCAUGUUGUCUUUAUAGACCUGUACCACAAGAUGAUAUAAUACCUGGACCUUUACCUUUGGGAGUUGCAGUUAUUGAUCUAUCUGUAUCCUUAUUUGGUCAAAUCUUUCCACGUGUAGCAAAUAAACAUAGAUUACAAAUGUUAGAUCAUUUCAGUGAAUGUAUAAAACAUACAAAAUCUGGUAGACAAGAAGCUAUACAAAUGAAUGUUUUUACGGCUGUAUUAAGUGGAUUAAAAGGUCUUAAUGAAGCAAAAACUGGUUUUGGUCAAGAAGAUGUUAAGAAAUCUGCUACUAAUCUCAUUAUUAGUGCUUUGGUAAGCAGCAAUUCUAUAUUAAGAUGGGCAGCAGGAGAAGCUGUUGGAAGAAUGGCUCAAGUUAUUUCUGAUCCUAAAUUUACGGCAGAAUUAGCACAAACAAGUUUUGAUCGUUUAAAAUCAGCUCGUGAUGUUGCUAGUAGAACUGGUCAUUCUUUAGCAUUAGGAUGUCUUCAUAAAUAUGUGGGUGGAAUGGGAUCUAGUCAACAUCUGAAUACAAGUGUCAGUAUUUUACUUGCACUUGCCCAAGAUAAUUCAUCUCCUGUAGUACAAGUAUGGGCAUUACAUGCUCUUGCACUUAUAGCUGAUUCUGGUGGACCAAUGUUUCGAGGCUAUGUUGAACCUACAUUAUCCUUAGCUUUAACUCUUCUUCUUAAUGUUCCUCAUUCUUAUAUUGAUGUACAUCAAUGUAUAGGAAAAGUAUUAUCAGCUCUUAUCACAACAAUAGGUCCAGAAUUACAAGGAAAUACAACAACAAUUUGUAUGGCACGUUCAUCGUUUCUAUGUGCUUGUGCAAUUAUGCAAGACCAUCAAGAUCCUCUUGUACAAGCAGAAGCUACAGGAUGUCUUCAACAAUUACAUUUAUUUGCGCCAAGACAUGUUAAUUUAUCUUCUCUUGUUCCUACAUUAUGUCGAACUUUAUCAAGUAAUCAUCUACUUUUACGUAAAGCUGCAAUAUCUUGUCUUCGACAAUUAGCUCAGCGAGAAGCAAAAGAAGUAUGUGAACAUGCAAUGACAUUAGCUAAUGAAAGUCGAGAUACCAAUAUAGUAGAAGGUCUUGUUAUAACAGAAACUGGUCUUCCGGGCGUUUUAUUUAGUAUGUUAGAUACAGAAACUGAUAGCAAAUUAAUUAAAGAUAUCCAUGACACGUUAACUAGUAUGCUGCAAAUUCUAGCAGCAGAUCAUUUAUCUCAAUGGUUAUCCUUAUGUAAGGAUGUUCUUACAAUAGCAUCAGAUACGUGUAAUAACGAAGAAGGAAGUACUAUUGACGUCGAAGAUAGUACCACAGAUAUUGAUAAUGCUGAUGUAGAAGGAGAUGAUGAUCAAGCUGAAUUCCAUGCUGAUGAAUCUACGAAACAACGGCCGACUAUUACGCCACGAUGGCCAACUAGAGUUUUUGCAGCACAAUGUGUCAGGAAAAUUGUUGCUGCUUGUAUAAAUAAUAAGCACGCACAUUUUGAUCUUGCUUUAGCUAAAGAAAUGCAAAUAUCUAAAGGCAGAAGUGAUUUUCUAGUAUUACAUCUUUCUGAUUUAGUAAGAAUGGCAUUUAUGGCAGCAACAAGUGAUUGUGAUCCUCUUCGCCUUGAAGGAUUGAAAACAUUACAAGAAAUCAUAGAUAAAUUUGCUAAAGUUCCUGAACCAGAAUUUCCUGGACACUUAUUACUUGAACAAUUCCAAGCACAAGUUGGAGCUGCAUUGAGACCAGCAUUUUCAGCAGAAACAGCAUCACAUGUUACAGCUGCAGCAUGUGAAGCAUGUAGUGCUUGGAUUGGAAGCGGUGUUGCUAGAGAUCUCAAUGAUCUUCGUAGAGUACAUCAAUUACUUGUAUCUUCUUUAGAAAAAUUAAGAGAGGGACAUACACGACCACAACUUUAUAAUGAAAGUUUGUUAACACUUGAAAGAUUAGCAAUUUUAAAAGCAUGGGCAGAGGUAUAUGUAGUCGCUAUGAUAAAAGAUGGUUCUGCAUUGAAUAGUAAAAAUACAUUUAAUCAAAAUCUGAAUCAAAUUGAUGAUGAUAAUUCUGAAGAUUUUGGAAAAUUUGAAUUUCAGACUGAGAGUUUAUUAAGUUUAGUGCAACCUGAAUUAUUAAGUUUAAGUCAAUAUUGGCUAGCUGCUCUAAAAGAUCAUGCAUUACUUUCAUUACCUUCAGAAUUUUCUAGUCAAUUACCACAUGAUGGUGGAGCUUUUUAUACAACAGAUACAAUGGAAUCUGCUCGACCUCAUUAUGCUGAAUCAUGGGCUCCAAUCUUACAUGCUGCAACACUUUGGCUCAAUGCAAAAGGAUUUGAAUUGGAAGAAACAAAAAAUGAAGUGAAAAUAUCAAAUGCAACUAAUAACAAUAAUAAUAAUAACAACAACAACAACAAUAAUAAUAAUAAUAAUGAUGUUUCUACUAAUACUAAUACAAAUGUUGAACGUUUUCAUUUAUUAUUUGGUAUAUGUAUGGAAGCUUUGUGCAGUCCUCGUAUUUCAGAGUCUACUCAAAAUAUAGAAACGUGUUUAAAUGCAUUAUAUACUCUAUUAGAUUCUACAUGGGCUCGUAAAGUUUUAAUUACAGAUCGUUCAUUACCGAUUGAAUUAUGUAAUGUUCUUCAUAGAAUGCUUCUAACAAGAGAAAGUUUUAUGAUUCAAAUGAUAGUAAUGGAAGUUUUAAAACAAAUAAUGAAAGCAGCACAUGAAGAUUUAAUAGAAAAAAAGAAAUCUAAAUUGAAAGAAAUUGCAUCAGUACAUGAAGAAAGCAAUGAAACUGAAGAUGUAGAUUUGCUAGGGGAAGGAGAAGAAAAUGGUGAACUUAUUCCUGGAAAAUCAUUAGUAUUCGCUAUUUUAGAAGUGUGUUUGUGUCUUUUGGUUCGACAAAUACCAGCAUUAAAUCCUAAUCCUGGUGGAACUACAGCAAUUUUAUCUCAAAAAGGAUAUAUGCCAUCUGAAGAAAGCGGGAAACUUAUAGCUGCUACACUUAAUAUAAUGGAAUCUCUUCCUACUCUUUGUUCUCCCCAAGGAGCAAUAGCAAUUUUACCAACAUUAUUGUAUUUAUCAACUGGAGUAAUUAGAGAAACUGCAGUGCGUACUGACAAUGAAUGCAAUAAAACAACAUCAGAUGCACCAGUUCAUGCAGCUUUGCAUUGCAUAAAAAACCUUAUUACAAAUAAAUAUGCAAAAGAUCAUAAAAGUAAAGAACAAUGGACAAGUCUUUUACAAAGCGCUCUUGCUAAAAUUAUCGACCUCGCUAAAACUGGUAUUGGAAGAAAUGAUGAAACAAAAAUGGAUGAAGUGGCAAUGAUGUUAGGAAUUGCAGUAUUUGUUCUUCAUGCAUCGCCUGAAGUUGUGAGUGCACCGAACUUACAGUUUCCAUGUAUAAAUCAUUUUAGACACGCUUUUCAAUCAGAAAAUAUAAUGGUUAAAUUAAAAUGCGUUCAAACAUUGAGAACAAUAUUUUUACAUCCAGAACGUAUAAUAAGUACUCCUUAUAUUCAUGCAUUAGCUCCAAGAUUAGUAGAAUAUUUAUAUAGUGAUAAAAGUAAACAAGUCACAACUGAUGUGGGAUUGUCUUUCACCUUAGAAUGUGUUAAUACAGUUGAAGCUCUUAUAGGACUUGCUGAUCUUUCACAUCGAGAUCUUUUGCAAGGGAUACAGAUGUUGACUUUACUUGUGCCAAUCCUAAUUAAUUAUUUGUUGGAAGGAGAUCAACUACAACAUGCUUCCAAAUAUCAAUUAAGUCUUCAUCAACAAAGUUUUCAAUGGCUUAAUAAAAUAGGACCAAAAUAUCCUCAGGAAUUUAAAAUGUUAAUGUCACAAUCUACGGAAUUAAAAACUAAAUUAGAAAAUGCAGUUAGAUCUACUCAUCAACAAGCACAAAAACACCCUAGACCAGUAGAUCUUGUAAAACCACAGAUAAAAAUCUCUACACCAUCUAUUAAGCUCAAAACAGAUUUUUCAAAUUUUAAUUAAUCUUUCUUAAUAUAAUAUCAUUAUUAUAAUAGUUCAUUAAACAUGUUGUAUAUUUAUUUAAAAUAUUUAAUUUUAAUAUAAGUUAUUAUAUAAUUUUAUUAUAAAUUAAACUCUCAUAACUAAACACAAAAUAAUUUUAUAGAGAUAUUAAAAAUAAGAUAGAUAACAUAACAUAUAUCACAUAAUAAUGUUCUGAAAUAUAAAUAUAUAACAUGUUAAAAAAUAGUCUUUGUAAAUCUAUUAUUAAUAAUAGUAUUAUAUUAAUUCAUCAAGUAAAUUAUAUAAUUAGUAAAUUAUAUAAUUAUAUAUUUAUAUAUAAUUAUAUAUUUAUAUAAUAAAUAAUUCAAUAUUAUAUAUAACAAAAUAUUUUAGUUAUAUGAAAAUUCUUAUAUCUCGUUUUUCAGUACUUAUUUAUAUAUAUAUAUUAUCUAGUAUAUCAGGUACCGAUUUUUUUAAAAAAAUUGAAUUAUUCUGUUCAUUUUAAUGUUACGGUAUUCAUUCGCGCUUGUCUGAUUUUUUUUUAAUUCAAAAACUCAAACCCAACUAUAGAAUGAUUUUAGAUACUUGCAUAUUUCUAAUGUUUUUUUUAGAUAAAUAAGAAUUGAAUUUAAAUAUAAAAAGAUAAUAUUAGCAAAAUUUAAUAUGCAAAAUAUUAAAAAAUUUUUUUUAUUUAGUUAUAUUUUUUAAGUUAAAUUAUUGUUUUUGCUUUUUUAUAUAAACAUAUAAAAAAAUUAAUGAUGUAUAUUUAGAACAUGUGUACUAUAAGUGUAUAAUUAUAUUUAUUUUAAAUUGUAAAUUUUAUAUAUACAUAGUAUAUUUUGUAGAAAACAUUAAUAAUUUUCUUAAGUUUAUUUAUAUUAAUUAUAUUAAAAUAAAUAUAAAAAUUAAAAUUUAUUAUAUCAAGACAUAAUAAAAAAUUAUGGAAAUUAAUGAAAGAAUAAGUAGUAUUUUAUGUUAUGUAAUUAAAUAUAUUUUCUUAAAUUAUAAAUAUAUAUUUUGCAUAUUUAAUAUUACAAUAUAAAAAUAAUUCAUCAGUAAUUCAAAAGUAUAAUAUUCUAUUACUAAUAAAUUAAGAUUUAUAAUGUUACUAAUUAUAGUAUAAUUUAAGAAUCUUUUUUUAUAUAAUUAAUCAUUUUAAGUACAAUUUUUAAAUAUUUUAAAACUUAGAUAAAAUAGAGAUUAUUUGUGUAGUGAUUGUAUUUUAAAUUUUAACUUAAUAUAUUUAUAAUAAUUUAUUUUUAGUAAAUAUAAUAAACAGAUUAGAUUUUUGUUAAUGAAUAGGAAAUUCUUAUUCUCUAAAAAUCUAAUUUAUUAAUAUUUAAAAUAAUAUUAUAAAAUAAGUAGAUUAUAAAAAAUAGAUAUUAUAAAAAUAUAUUGUAAAAUAAAAUAAAUAUAAUGUAAAAGGAACAUCAUAUAUUAUGAAAUUAAUGAAAUUCUUAUAUAUUUCAUGCAAUAUACAUAAAUAAAGUAGAACAUAAAGUAGAACAACUAAAUCUAAUAUAAAGUAUUUCUUUUUAAUAUAACAUUAGCUAACAAAAUAUAGAAGAUAUAUUCUAUUCUAAUAUAAUAAUAACAAUUAUGUAUUAUAAUAAUAAUUAUUACAUUAAUUUUGAUAUUUGUUAGAAUAAUCAACUUAAAAUAUAAUAGAAAAAGAAAAAAAUAGAUUUUUUAGAUCCAUUCAAAAUAUUUGAAAAAAUCAUGUAUACAUAAAUAUUAUAAUCUGUUAUAAAUGUUUUUAAUAAAUCAUAGUAAUUUAAUUAAAAAUUUUAAAUAUAUUUAAUUAUUUAAUAAAAAAUUAUGGAAAUUAAAAAAUAUGUUGAAAUUAAAAUAAUAUUUAUAUUCAUUUAAAUAUAAUAUAUAAAUUUAAAAUUAAUAUUAAAUAUAUUAAAUUAGUAUAAAAAUAUAAAUGUUAUAAAUAUUAUAUUUACUUUAUUCUAGAAUACUUAUAUAUAUAUGUUAUUAAAUAUUAAGUACAUAUUAAAUAUUACAUAAUAUGUAUUAUGUAUUAUCUAUGUAAAGCAAUAUAUUAAUGUUAUGUAUUAAACAUUAAAUAUUAAAGAUAUUAAAAGAUAUAAAUAUUUAUCCUUUCAAAGAUAUGUAAAUUAUUAAAUAAAGUGUUAAUUAUAUAAUUGUACAUUGCAUUAUCGUGUUUUUUUUUUACUUUCACAAUUAACAUAUAUAUAUAAACUAUAUAAGCAUAUAAUCUUAUUAUAAUAUUUAUAUUAUGAUAUAUACGUCGUAUAUUUAUUGCUGUAUUAUUGAAAAAAAUAUGAUAUUAUAAUUGUAUUAAAUAUUGUAUAAUUAUAUGAAAGAAAUAUAAAAUUAAAAAAAAAUUGAAAUUGAAAAAUAUAAUAUUUCAUUGGUA